CUUAGGCCAUCGCUAUCGCGUACUAGUUGUGUCUCAGUCAUCCGAACUCCUCAGAAAGGAAUGUAUUCCCAACGUGGAUAUGUUGUCCGUACCACAGCUGAACACUCGCCCGGCAAAGAGCGGAUAGACACGCUUCGUCCUUUCGUCUUCGCGUUCUAGCCUUCAUGUAUUCCGUAUUAUCACAAAAAAAAUUGGCUAAGUCUUUUGAAUACACGCUGUAGACGCCGUGUACUUCCUGCACCCUAUAGCACAGUCAUGUCUAUGUAUAGAGCGCCCGGCACAUCGAUGUUGCAAAACAGACCUUGGAUACUCUCAAACGAAUUGCAUUAUAAAACGAACGAGCAUCGACCAAAUCAACACGGUCAACACUUGGAUAUUGGAAAAGACCAGCCAACUCAAGCCUACCCACGAUGUACCUCCGCGCCGUCCAUGCUGAGGCAGAUGUUGCGAAGCUGCAUCAGUUCAUCCGCGCAAACCCAUUAGGCAUCUUCACCACAGCCAUCGAAUCCAAAUCAUUUCCCUUCCUCCAAUCGAGUCACAUCCCCUGGGUCUUAGAUACCGACCAAACAACCUCCGAAACCCAUCUCGGCGUCCUCCGCGGCCACAUCGCCCGAGCCAACCCCCAAGCCAAAGUCCUAAUCGAACACCUCAAAUCCCAAACCAACUCCGACACCGAGCAGCCGGUCCAGACACUCUCCCGCGACAUCAUGGUCCUCUUCAACGGCCCAGCCCACCACUAUGUGACCCCCAAAUUCUACACAGAAACCAAGCCCUUGUCCGGAAAAGUAGUGCCAACAUGGAACUACUCCGCCGUCCAAGUCUACGGCCGAGCCACUAUUUUCCACGACACAAAAGCCAGUUCUACAGGCACUUUCCUCGACAAACAGAUCCGAGACCUUUCGCUCCAGUCCGAGAAAGAGAUUAUGGGGUACGAGAAGCCGUGGCAGGUUGACGAUGCACCGGCGUCGUACAUUGAGAUAUUGAAGAAGGCGAUUAUUGGGGUGCAGAUCGAGAUUACGGAUAUUGGGGGGAAGUAUAAGAUGAGUCAGGAGAUGGGGGUCGGGGAUCAGCGGGGUGUGGUUGAGGGGUUUAAGGCGAUGGGGUCGGGGGUUGGGGAUGAGAUGGCGAGGACGGUGGAGGAGAGGGGGAAAACGGGGGUAAAGGCCUAG
This is a messenger RNA of Alternaria rosae, 1169 nucleotides long. Its product is annotated as transcriptional regulator PAI 2-type. Lineage: Eukaryota; Fungi; Ascomycota; Dothideomycetes; Pleosporales; Pleosporaceae. The record is from RefSeq and is a predicted model, not a curated record. The coding region runs from base 411 to 1169 and encodes 252 amino acids. The transcript has a single exon.